This is a messenger RNA of Exophiala xenobiotica, 669 nucleotides long. RefSeq lists its product as uncharacterized. The record is from RefSeq and is a predicted model, not a curated record. The transcript has 2 exons. Bases 223 to 537 code for a protein of 104 amino acids. Lineage: Eukaryota; Fungi; Ascomycota; Eurotiomycetes; Chaetothyriales; Herpotrichiellaceae.
UAUCCACGUCAUAGUCUCUAGUGACAGGGUGGGAUCGGAGGUCAUCGUGCAAGGCACAUCUCUGAGAUCACGUCCUGUGACAUCUUUGGUGGGCCAGCUCAAGACUUCGAAAGCUGUACCUCAACCACAUAUAAGGCCGCACUCCUUGCCAAUUUCACCGAAUGCUUAUUCCACAAGCAGACACAUUAUAGGAAGCACAUCGAAGCCAUAACAACAGUCAAAAUGGACAAUAUCGUCAGAGAAGGAGAACAAUUCCUUGAGAACCAGGAAGGAAAUCAGGGAAGCAGCCAGGGCAUGGACCAAAGCAAUCUCUUGGGCAGCCAGCAGAACUCCCAAGGCGGUCAGCCAAGCCAACAAGGACAAUCAGACCAGCAGGGAGGAGGCAUGAUGAAAGGCUUUGAGCAGAAUGCUGGAGAUGCCUAUGUCAACCAAGAGGUGAAUCAAUUCUUGGGCAAAGAAGGCGUACCCAACGCAGCAGACGGUGCGAUCGACGGUGUUGUUGACACCGAGGUGAACAAGUUGGAAAAGGACUUCUAAACAACCCCUCGACUCCAGAUCGUUGCACAGCAGCGUAUUCAUCGAAGCCCUGUCGGGCAACUCAUUGGUGGCGCACCUCCAGAGAUAGCUAUGGGCACAGGAGGAUCCAUACGGAGUAGAUCAUAUACAAAC